CACAUCACAACGACCAGCACGCAGCAGCAGCCACACAAAACUAGCAUGCUAGUCACAGAGACAGUAAGAGGUUAGUGCUAGCUACUCCCCUAGCUUAGCUAUAGCUUGCUCUUGCCGCGGCGUGCUUGCUAGCUUCAUUACUUGUGCACUUGGGUGCAGUGCCUGCAGUAUAAUCAAGUUUAGGGUUAAAAGAACCUCGACCGCGAUCGUAUAUAGAUCCAGAUUAUCAUUAGUUAUUAGACCACUGUGAUAUCGAUGGACGACGGCGGCGAGCCAACCAAGUACCGCGGCGUGCGGCGCCGGCCGUCGGGGAAGUUCGCCGCCGAGAUCCGCGACUCCAGCCGGCAGAGCGUGCGCAUGUGGCUGGGCACCUUCGACACGGCCGAGGAGGCCGCAAGGGCGUACGACCGCGCGGCCUACGCCAUGCGCGGCCAAAUCGCCGUGCUCAACUUCCCCGCCGAGGCGCGCAACUACGUGCGCGGCGGGUCGUCGUCGUCCCGCCAGCAGCAGCAGGGAGGAGGAGGAGGAGGAGGAAGUGGCGGCGGCGCCGGUCAGCAGGUGAUCGAGCUGGAGUGCCUGGACGAUCAGGUGCUGCAGGAGAUGCUCAAGGGCGGCGACGGGAAAAAAUAGUUGUUAGCGUAUCUGAUCACAGGUGCACGUGUUGAAACUGAUUAUGACCAGGCGAUCGAUCCCAUCUUGUGCAUGCGGCCUGCCAAAGUUGCUGGGUCUUCUCAUCGACCUAUAUAUAUAUGCUUCUCGAUCCAUAUAUAUAUCAUAAAUGCAUGCAGGGUGCAUGCAUGUACCAAGUUUGGAAUUAUAAUGCUCUUGGUGCUGAAUUGAAGUAUACUAGUAUAUAUAGUGUGAUCCAUGUAUUGAAAAGGUUGUUUUGCUUAA
This is a messenger RNA of Zea mays, 894 nucleotides long. Its product is annotated as ethylene-responsive transcription factor ERF096. Bases 256 to 630 code for a protein of 124 amino acids. NCBI's taxonomy places the organism in Eukaryota, Viridiplantae, Streptophyta, Magnoliopsida, Poales, Poaceae. The record is from RefSeq and is a predicted model, not a curated record. The transcript has a single exon. Gene Ontology annotation, molecular function: DNA binding; DNA-binding transcription factor activity. Gene Ontology annotation, biological process: regulation of DNA-templated transcription; ethylene-activated signaling pathway.